Molecule: messenger RNA, 1461 nt
Organism: Episyrphus balteatus (marmalade hoverfly)
Lineage: Eukaryota; Metazoa; Arthropoda; Insecta; Diptera; Syrphidae
Gene: GIIIspla2
Product: acidic phospholipase A2 PA4
Exons: 1
Coding region: 465-1061 (198 amino acids)
Biological process (GO): phospholipid metabolic process; arachidonate secretion
Molecular function (GO): A2-type glycerophospholipase activity
Source: RefSeq, a predicted model, not a curated record
CUACAUCUUCCGCUCAUCCAUCGGCAUGUUUGUGUUUAAAAUUUACGUAAUUUUCAAAGCCAUAUGCAAGUCUAUAUAGAAAAUUCCCAAGAGUUGGCGCAUGACCUAUCCUAUAAGUAUAAAUUGAAUAAUAUUUCAGUAGAAUCAUAUAAAUAAAUAAACAACCAUGCAAUUUCUUAUCUUUGGAAAUAAGCUGUACGUCACAGCGUUUUGUUCAUCAUCAUCGAAUUCCUCUUCUCAACGGCUGAUUCCUCUGAUAUAAAAUGACAAGUUAAACGUCAACCAAGAGUAGUUUAGCUUUUUUACUUGUGCUGGUCACUACUUCGCUUUUCUGCUUCAAUUAAUUAUUACACUUGUGCUUUUAAUUAAUUAUAAUUUUGUCUACAAAAACCUAUAUCAUCUUCUUUUAAUAGUAAUUUAUUAAGUUUUGCUAUUUCAAUAAUAUUUUAAAAGAAACAACGAAAAUGCAAUCUAUGUGGUGUUUUUUAAUUAUUUGCCUAAGUGCUUGUUGCCAAUCCAUAAACACUGCCUAUCUACCAUCACCACAAAGUCUAGAGAGUUCUUUGACUGUUGUCAAUGCAGAACAAUCCAUAAAAACUCGAUUAGUAGGUGAUAAUGUCGAUGAUGAUGAUGAUUUUCAUUCAAGAAGAAAACGUGCCCUCUCCGAUUGGCUAAUUGCACCGAACACGCGAUGGUGCGGUCGCGGCAAUACAGCUGGCAGCUACAAUCAUUUGGGCGGCGCAUCGAGUGCGGACAAAUGUUGUCGCCGACACGAUCAUUGCCAACACAACAUUCCUGGCAUGGCCACCAAAUAUGAUCUCUUCAAUUAUCGUCCCUUCACUCUCAGCCAUUGCAGCUGUGAUCGUCGUUUCCAUACGUGCCUCAAAAUGGCUAGCAACUCUGAUGCCAAUAUGGUUGGAAAGUUGUUCUUCAAUGUUGUACAGACACAAUGUUUCGUAUUAAAACCAGAAAAGGUGUGUCUGCAGCGGUCGACUGAGGGUGUUUGCGAAAAGGAAGGAAUUAAACAUAAGGCUUAUCUCAAGGACAAUUUAGAUUUUUAAAUACAAAUGAUGUAUGUCUAUCUUCCAGGAAGAGAGAAGGAACCUCAUUUCACUCAUAUCGUCUUUCUUGUGCCAAUUAAGUAACAUUAUUACCUUCCUAGUUGUACUUAAUUGAAGGCAAAGGUGUCUUAUCUUGAUAUUUUGUAGUUUUGUUUUCUAGUACAAACCAAUGAGCUAUUAAUAAUGUUAAAAGUUAACUAUAAAUAAUGGAUUUGUUAAAAAAAAAUGUUGAUUAGAGAAACAAAUGUAAACCUAUUAGUAACGGUUAUUUUGUCAAAUCUAAAAAAAAUAAAAAAAAGAGAUGAACUUUGUACUUAAAUAAUUUUAUUUUUUUGUUAAAAAUAAAAAAAUCCAGAAUCUUUUUGUAUACUCUGCCGUAUUUAAGCAAUACCUAAUUACU